AGUAACGAACUUCGGUUCGAGUUUAAGAUUUUGGGCGCCAUUUUCGAGUGGAGUAGCUGAGGCGCUAGCAGGCGAGCACUGAGCAUCCCGCGGAAAAACUGCGCCUUAACCGGGGAAACGGCGCUCACACAAGGCUCCACACACCGGCAAAAAAAAUAAUAAUAAUCGGGCGGGUGAGACGGCGGCGCGGCGGGCGACACUCCUCAGAUCUUCAUCACCAUGCCGCCUAAAAAGACCAAGACGGCUGCAGCCCAGGAGCCCAUGGAUGAGAGUGACUCUGCCGCUCCUGUAGACGCCCCGGCGGAUGUAGAGGAGCCGGCAGCAGCAGAGACUCCAAACGAGGUUCUGGAUAUUCGAAGUUUAGAGGAGAUUCUGAGUAGCAUCCCUCCUCCCCCACCUCCAGCAAUGACCAAUGAAGCUGGAGCUCCUCGUCUCAUGAUAACCCAUAUUGUAAACCAGAACUUCAAAUCAUACGCAGGAGAACGCAUUCUGGGCCCUUUCCAUAAGCGUUUUUCCUGUAUCAUUGGGCCCAAUGGCAGUGGAAAAUCCAACGUGAUCGAUUCAAUGCUUUUUGUGUUCGGGUAUCGAGCGCAAAAAAUCCGAUCCAAAAAGCUGUCUGUGUUGAUCCAUAAUUCCGACGGACACAAAGAUAUUGAGAGUUGUACAGUCGAAGUACAUUUCCAAAAAAUCAUAGACAAGGAAGGGGAUGAUUUUGAAGUAAUUCCCAACAGCAACUUCUAUGUAUCCAGAACUGCUUAUAAAGAUAACUCCUCCGUCUACCACAUUAGUGGAAAAAAGAAAUCUUUUAAGGAUGUUGGUGUUUUGCUCAGAAGUCACGGCAUUGAUUUGGAUCACAACAGGUUUCUUAUUUUGCAGGGUGAAGUAGAACAAAUUGCAAUGAUGAAGCCAAAAGGACAAACUGAGCAUGAUGAAGGAAUGCUGGAAUAUUUAGAAGACAUUAUUGGCUCAGGGAGAUUAAAGGAGCCAAUUGAACUUCUUUGCCGCAGAGUGGAAGCCUUAAAUCAGCAAAGAGGGGAAAAGCUCAAUAGAGUGAAACUAGUGGAAAAAGAAAAGGAUGCGUUAGAAGGAGAGAAAAAUAAAGCCCUUGAAUUUCUCACUUUGGAGAAUGAAGCAUUUAAAAAGAAGAAUCGGAUCUGCCAGUAUUACAUACAUGAUCUUCAGAAACGUACUCAAGACAUGGAAGCUCAAAAAGCAAAAAUUCAAGAAGACACAAAGGAGAUAACUGAAAAAAGUACGUCGCUGUCUGAAGAAAUGAAAGAGAAGAAUAAAUCUUUGAAAGAUGUUGAGAAGCAAAUAAAUAAAAUCACCAAAUUUAUUGAAGAGAAUAGGGAAAAAUUUACUCAGUUGGACUUGCAAGAUGUUGAUGUACGUGAGAAGCUGAAACAUGCAAAAAGCAAAGUAAAAAAGCUACAAAAGCAACUUCAAAAAGACAAAGAAAAGGUAGAAGAUUUAAUAAAUGUCCCUGCUAACAGCCAGAAGAUUAUUGAGGAGGCAAGUAAGAAAAAGGAAAUUCUUGAAAAGCAAAAAGAAAAGGAGGAGGAAAAGUUGAAAGAAGUUAUGGAUAGUCUAAAAAUAGAAACCCAGGGUUUACAAGAGGAAAAAGAGGUAAAGGAGAAAGAAUUGAUGGAGCUGAACAAGAGUGUAAAUGAAACCCGUUCAAAGAUGGAUGUCGCACAGUCUGAGUUAGACAUUUAUUUGAGCCGUCAUAAGACAGCAUUGUCCCAGCUUAACAAGGCUAAGGAAGCAUUGAACAUUGCUUCAUCAACACUAAAAGAGCGAAAAACUGCAAUCAAAGAAUUGGAAAUAAAGCUACCCAAAUCAGAGGAAGACCUUAAAAAGAAAGAGGAUGAGCUUGAGUCACUUACACAAGAAGAAGUAGCUGUAAAGGAUGAAGUAAGAGUCAUACGUCAAAAAGUGGAAGAAGCAAGAAGUUCAUUAUCUGCAAAUCGUAGUAGAGGAAAAGUCCUUGAUGCUUUGAUUCAGCAAAAGAAACAGGGAAAAAUCCCAGGAAUCUAUGGAAGACUGGGUGAUCUUGGAGCAAUUGAUGAAAAAUAUGAUAUUGCCAUUUCAUCCUCCGGUGGAGCCCUUGAUCAUAUUGUCGUGGAUACGAUUGAUACAGCACAAGAGUGUGUGAAUUUCUUAAAGAGACAGAAUGUUGGCGUAGCGACAUUCAUUGGCUUAGAUAAGAUGAAGGUGUGGGAGAAGGGAUUAAACCCUAUUCAGACUCCUGAAAACAUUCCUCGCUUGUUUGAUAUGGUGAAAGUCAAAGAUGAUCACAUAAGACCAGCAUUUUACUUUGCACUAAGGGAUACGCUUGUUGCGGAUAACUUAGAUCAGGCAACCAGAGUAGCCUUUCAGAAAAAUAAGAGGUGGAGAGUGGUGACUUUACAAGGACAAAUAAUAGAGCAGUCAGGUACAAUGACUGGUGGUGGUGGCAAGGUGAUGAAAGGCAGAAUGGGAAAUGCUGUUGUUGCUGAAUUUUCAGAGGAACAGUUACAAAAGAUGGAGUCCAAGCUUAAGACUGAUUCUGAAAAAGCUUCAGUGAUUCAAGAUCGCAAGGUACAUCUUGAAGAAGAACUGACUAAACUGCGGCAGUCAACAAGGGAUAUGAAAAACAUGUUUGAGAAGUACACUGCUAAUCUGCAGAGUCUUUCUGAACAAGAAGUACACCUGAAAGCACAAGUGAAAGAGUUAGAAGUCAAUGUAGCUGCUGCUGCACCAGACAAAAAACAACAAAAUGAAAUGGAAAAAACAUUGGAAUCUUUUAAAAAAGAAUUUGAGAAGGCAGCAGAAAAAGCUGGAAAAGUGGAAACAGAAGUAAGAAGGCUACACACACUUAUAAUUGAUAUUAAUAAUCACAAGUUGAAGGCACAGCAAGAUAAACUGGAUAAGAUCAACAAGGAGAUGGAUGAAUGUGUUUCUUCUAUAACUAAGGCCCAAGUGUCAAUCAAGACUGCAGACAGAAACCUUAAAAAAGCUGAGGAAACUGUUGUCCGCACUGAAAAGGAAAUUGUUGACAAUGAUAAAUCAAUACAAGAUUUAUCUGAAGAACUGAAAAAUCUGGAGGAAAAGGCAACAGCUGUUAUGAAUGAAUGCAAAGAAGCGGAGGCUUCACUUGGUGAGAUCCAAGAAAAGCACAAAGAUUUGCUGCAAGAAGUUAAAGCCAUUCAAGAUAAGGAACAUGCCCUUCAAAAGGACGCUCUUAACAUCCGUUUAAAAAUUGAGCAAAUAGAUGGUCAUAUAGCUGAACAUCAGUCUAAAAUAAAAUAUUGGCAAAAAGAGAUAUCAAAACUUUCACUCCAUAAAAUAGAAGACAAUCAAGAGGAAGUUCUCCCUGUCCUAAGACAGGAAGAGCUAGAAGCAAUAAAGGAUCCUGAUCAAAUAAAUAAUCAAAUAGCUCUGUUAGAAGCAAAAAGUCAUGAAAUAAAGCCAAAUCUUGGAGCCAUUGCAGAAUAUAAAAAGAAGGAAGAACUAUAUUUGCAAAGAGUUGCUGAACUUGAUGAAAUUACAAAUGAGCGAGACAGAUUUAGACGAGCUUAUGAAGAUCUUCGUAAGCAAAGACUUAAUGAGUUUAUGGCUGGAUUUAAUGUUAUAACAAAUAAGCUGAAGGAGAACUACCAGAUGUUGACUUUGGGAGGAGAUGCAGAGCUGGAACUUGUUGACAGCUUGGAUCCAUUUUCUGAAGGCAUCAUGUUUAGUGUGAGACCACCAAAGAAAAGUUGGAAGAAGAUAUUUAAUCUUUCAGGUGGGGAGAAGACCCUAAGUUCAUUAGCUUUGGUAUUUGCUCUUCAUCACUAUAAGCCAACACCACUGUACUUCAUGGAUGAAAUAGAUGCAGCUCUGGACUUCAAAAAUGUGUCAAUUGUUGCAUUCUAUAUUUACGAACAAACUAAAAACGCCCAGUUCAUAAUUAUAUCAUUGCGUAACAACAUGUUCGAGAUUGCGGACAGGCUAAUUGGAAUUUAUAAGACUCAUAACACAACCAAAAGUGUGGCAACAAAUCCAAAAAUUAUCGCUUCAAAAGGACUUUCUGAACUUGGUGCAACACAGUGUGCGUGAGGAUUUGGUGCCUAUAGCUGUCUGUUCAUUUAAGGACAAGCGUCUAGCUGACUGGGGGGGGGAGUGGCAAAAUCUUAUGGCAAUGGCUUAUCUCCUCUGAAAAUUUAAAGAAUUGGGCAUGUUGAUAUUCAGUUGCUUCUGAACCUUUGCUCUCGCUGCCAAGAUUUGCCAGGGCAGUCAGGAGAAACUCAUGCAUAUUAGACGAUUGGCUUGUUUAGCUGACAUUAAAGGUGUUGUCUCACAAGGAAUAUGGUUUGGAGUUAAAUUCAGCCUCAAACAAAUUAUAAAUUAUUUUUAUAUCUAACCUUAUAUAAGAAGGUUAGUAAAGAUACUUAAAAUAUGUAGCAGGUGGUGUGACAUUUUCAGCCUCAGUAGAUGUGCCAGGAUGGACAUGCAUGCUUAGUCUUGCUUCCCUCUCCUUUCCACAGGUAUGUGGUGGGAUCCCUGGUGUGGUCAAGACCACCUCUAAAACAGCCGUGUCUUCUCUGCAAUCAUACUUUUUAGCAUCUUAAUGGAGAAAAAAGGGGGGAAAAAAAGGUAUUAAAUGUUCCUAAGUGGACACAAAUUAUCGAGAUCAACACAAUAAAGCUAUAGUUGGUGCUGUACUAAUAUUGCUAGACAUCGGGAAAUAUAAGCAAAGUGUGAAUAACAGAUGUUCACAAUAUGUGGCUGGAUUUUACUGUAAACAUUUGUGACAACCAAUUUAGUCUGUGUGGCCAUUUUAAUGUUCUGUUCAUAAAGCUCAUAAAUACUCUGCAUACCUUUUUUACAUAAACUAUUGUCCUUCUCCAGAACUUUUUUUUUCCUACCUGCUUCCCUUUUAACAUUGUAGUUUUAUAUAUUACCUUUACUUGGAAUACAAGCAGUUUUCACUGCAUUUACCUGCUACACUGAUGUGCCUAGUACUGCAGCUAAGGCUAUUCAGCGAACUGCUUGACUGAUGUUGGACACCUACCAGUCAUACACUGAUGCACUAUACUAAAGAGACUCUCACUAUAAAGCCUCUUUAAGGAUAGACUCUUCUUAUGCUGCUAGUGUGACACCAGGAUGUCAUGUGGCCUCAAUUUUGUCAUUCUCAAGAAUAAAACCAAUGCAUUUUGGAUAACUGUCUGCUUUAGUUGUAGUGGAAAUAUCGGAUGGUUUCUGGUAACCUGUGGGAAGAUAAUGUACUUCUAUCACUUCCAUGUAUUAACUUAAUCAAACAUUGAUACAGGCAAAUAAACCCCAAAUUUAUUUCUGCUGCUAGUGUUAAUGUAAAUGUUUAAUCUCCCCCCCCCCCUCCUUUCUUUUCCUUCUUUAAAUCUGUGUUGUCCUAUUCUCUGUAUUUAAUGUAUAUAUUUUUAUAUGUAUACAUAUGUAUAUUUUCAAUAAAAGUUGAACACCAAAAUUCUU
Molecule: messenger RNA, 5472 nt
Organism: Hyla sarda
Lineage: Eukaryota; Metazoa; Chordata; Amphibia; Anura; Hylidae
Gene: SMC4
Product: structural maintenance of chromosomes 4
Exons: 24
Coding region: 220-4080 (1286 amino acids)
Biological process (GO): mitotic chromosome condensation
Cellular component (GO): chromosome
Molecular function (GO): ATP binding; ATP hydrolysis activity; protein binding
Source: RefSeq, a predicted model, not a curated record